UGAUGUACGAUUAAAUCAACUGAGCCUCUGAACCAGAAGCCAAAAUGUAAAUGCAUUUUUCGCCUCACAGAGGAAAUCUGCUACUAAAUGGAAGGAAGAAAAGAAAGAAAGGAUGUGAAACCCCAAACAUGGUGAAGAUAAUUCUUUUUUCUUUUGGGUUGAUUUGUUUGCAAAAAGCUUUUUCCUGGACUCCAGGGAAUAGCCAUCGCUCCUGUUUCCAUCACUUACGUCUUUCUCCAUUAUUCUAUUACUCAACUCCGGAUAGCUCUCAACAUCCGCAUCGCCUGCCUGUCAAAACUGCGAUUGUACGGAUUCAAUUUCCAAGCAAAGGAAACCAGGAGAGAGCUAAAAAACCAGGGGGGGGAUCCCCCUCUCCUUCCCACCCGCCUCCAGACAACGCCUAGAAAGGGACGCCUUGGAUCCAACGCCUGCGGAGAAGGCGAGAAAGGCUUUCGGGGAAAAGAAACUGCAAACGGGAGGCUACAGACCCUUGCAAAGCUUUGAAGAUCACUGAGUCUUAGGACGUUUCUUUUCAUCCGCCAUGUCGGGCAUCCUGGGCAAAAUGCGGAAACUGGGCAGCUCGGAUCUGGAGGAAUCGGAAGGCGUGGCGGAUGACCACAUGGACGGAGAGGACUCGGCCGCCGGCACCCCAAACAACAGCACGAGGGCCACGAAGCAUGGCAUCUUUGCCAGGCGGGCGCGGUUUGGGAUCGGGGAUGGCGACAAAGACAUGGCCCCCAUGGACUCCUUCUACCAGAUGGACCACCUGGCCUCCAACCCCAUCAUUAAGUUCAGCCUCAGUUUGGAGAGAGGGAAAUGCGGGAACCACUGUUCCAAUCUCCUGUCCACGGCUUCCCUUGGUUUGCGGGCCGAGAAAGCGUUCAAGAUCUACAACCGAAGGCGCGUCUUUGAUGCGGUGGCGCAGGGGGAUCCGAGCGACUUGGAUGACCUCUUGAUUUACCUUGUGGAGACGACGAAAAAUUUGACAGACGAUGAAUUCAAAGAACCAGAUACUGGGAAAACAUGUUUGCUGAAAGCUAUGCUGAACCUCCAUAAUGGCUGGAAUGACACCAUCCCAGUCUUGUUGGAGAUCGCCGAGAAGACAGACAACCUGAAGGAGUUUGUGAACGCCGAGUACACAGACAGCUACUACAAGGGUCAGACUGCCUUGCACAUUGCCAUCGAGAGACGGAACUACUACUUGGUGGAACUCCUGGUCAAGAACGGGGCGGACGUCCAUGCCCAAGCCCAUGGGGAAUUCUUCCAGAAGAUAAAAGGGAGACCUGGAUUUUAUUUUGGUGAGCUUCCUCUCUCUCUGGCUGCCUGCACUAACCAGCUCAACAUUGCCAAAUACCUCCUGGAGAACCCCCACCAUCCGGCCGACAUUGCGACCCAGGACUCCAUGGGCAACACCGUUCUCCACGCCUUGGUGGAGAUCGCUGACAACACCGAGGACAACACCAAGUUCGUCACAAACGUGUACAACGAAAUCCUCAUUCUCGGAGCCAGGAUCAACCCUACCCUCAAGCUGGAAGAGAUCACUAACCACAGUGGGUUGACGCCACUGACGCUGGCAGCCAAGACCGGGAAGAUACAGGUCUUCGCCUAUAUCCUCCGACGGGAGAUGAAGGUGCCCGAAUGUCGCCACCUCUCUCGCAAGUUCACCGAAUGGGCUUAUGGGCCCGUCCACUCGUCGCUGUACGACCUUUCCAGUAUCGAUACGUGUGAGAAAAACUCCGUUCUGGAGAUCAUCGCUUACAGCAGUGAGACGCCGAAUCGUCACGAAAUGCUUCUGGUGGAGCCUCUCAACCAGCUCCUCCAGGACAAGUGGGAUGGCUUUGUGAAACACCUUUUUUAUUUCAACUUCAUCGUUUACGCGGCCCAUAUUCUCAUCCUCACUGUCGCGGCCUACUUCAGACCGACGCGCAAAGAUGGGACGCCCCCCUUUGCCUUUCGCCACAAGACCAGUGAAUAUUUGCGAGUCACGGGGGAAAUCCUGAGCAUCCUGGGAGGCGUCUAUUUCUUUUUUAGAGGGAUCAAGUAUUUCAAGCAGAGAUGCUCAUCCUUCAAGGCAGUCUUUACGGAGAGCUACAGCGAACUUCUUUUCUUCCUCCACUCGGUGUUGAUCCUCAGUUCGGCGGUGCUUUAUUUCAGCAAACAGGAGCUCUACGUGGUCUUCAUGGUCUUUGCCUUGGCGCUGGGCUGGAUCAACCUGCUCUUUUACACCCGCGGGUUCCAGCAGAUGGGCAUCUACUCUGUCAUGCUGGAGAAGAUGAUGCUGAGAGAUCUCUUGCGCUUCAUUGUGGUCUUCCUGCUGUUCCAUUUUGGCUUUUCGACAGCGGUGGUGACCCUAAUCGAGGAAGACGACGAGAAGCCGGAAGGGCUGAACCACAGCAGCCCCCUCUGCCUCUGCCAGGGCAAGCGCCGCCCUUCCUACAACAACUUCUACUCCACCUGCCUGGAGCUGUUCAAGUUCACCAUUGGGAUGGGCGACCUGGAGUUCACGGAGAACUACCGCUUCAAGUCCGUCUUUGUCACCCUGCUGAUCAUCUACGUCAUCCUCACCUACAUCCUCCUCCUCAACAUGCUCAUCGCCCUGAUGGGAGAAACCGUCAACAAGAUCGCCCAGGAAAGCAAAAGCAUCUGGAAGCUCCAGAGAGCCAUCACCAUCCUGAACAUCGAGAACAGCUACUGGAAUUGCAUCAUCAACCCUUUCCGAUCCGGGAAGCAGGUUUUGGUUGGGACGACCCCGGAUGGCAAGGAUGACUACCGCUGGUGUUUUAGGGUCGACGAGGUGAACUGGUCCACAUGGAACACCAACCUGGGCAUCAUCAAUGAAGACCCCGGGGGCUGCAAUGAAGAUCUGAAACGAAACCUGAGCUUUUCUCUCAAACCAGGCCGAGUUUCAGGGAAGAACUGGAGGACGCUGGUGCCGAUCCUGAGAGACGGAAAACGAGAGGGGUCACUGAAACCCAUUUCGGAAGACUACGCAGAUUCAGAAGUGCAUGUAGUCCGGAAGAAAUCGCUCCCCAACCCUGUUCUCUAAUUUUGUGGAUGUGGAGAUGGAAGAAGCGGAAGACGAGUCCCAGAAGCUUCUCUGUGUCGCUGCCCAAAAUAUACCCAGCGUUAAGCAAGCAAGGUAUCUGUGUCACGUCAACCUCACUUGUCAUGUCGUCAUUUACUACGCAUUUACUUACUGUCCCCACUGCUCAGUAGUAUGUGGCGGCUUCCAAACCCAGGGACCCAAAGGAAAGCCUUUGUAAAAAGCUUACAUCCAAAUCCACUGAAUGAGCGGACACCAGAUUCCCUUUUGAUUCAAUGGAUCUGCCAUAACCGGAACUAGCAAUUUGGGUUCAAAUCUGGAAGUUUCCUUCCGGCAAGAUGCUUUCCGUCGCUGUGUUUUUGUCACUUUAAAAGCCCACUGCUGUGUUUGUAUUGUCUUUGUUGACAUGUACGCUGCCCCUGCCAACAUUUUUGUUUUGUGUUGUUUAGUGCGCAGAGUAGAAAACUGUGUAUAUCAGUGUAUGGUUGUGAUGAACUCAAGAGACAAAGAUGCUUGAAAUGAUGGUCCUGGUUCCAUCCAGAAGGAAUAAGGCAAAGAGAGCUGCUUCAAUCCAAAACACUGAGUGGCAUUAAGAAAAAUAGACCUAGAGGUGGGUGAGAAUUUCAUUUCAUUUCAAUUAUUAUUAUUAUUAUUAUUAUUAUUAUUUACAGUUAUAAAAUUAGUGAUGCCACGGCCACCAUAGUUUCAUUUUUUGUUAUCCUUAUCUUUAUUUCUCCAUUGGAUUUAUAUUCUGCCUGCCUCCCAACAUGGGUCAGCUUUACAACAAGGUUGAGAUAAGGUAUAACUAAGGUCUGUUACAGACUGCCAAAAUAAAGCUGC
Molecule: messenger RNA, 3883 nt
Organism: Sceloporus undulatus (fence lizard)
Lineage: Eukaryota; Metazoa; Chordata; Lepidosauria; Squamata; Phrynosomatidae
Product: transient receptor potential cation channel subfamily V member 1-like
Exons: 17
Coding region: 542-3046 (834 amino acids)
Biological process (GO): calcium ion import across plasma membrane
Cellular component (GO): membrane
Molecular function (GO): protein binding; calcium channel activity
Source: RefSeq, a predicted model, not a curated record